AAACCCAGAUGGAACCCGAUACUCCAUGGCACCGAUGUAACACUCUUCAAUGUGAUCAAAUGACAUACAAGAAAGUGUGAGGUGAGUUAAUUACAGUGUGUUUGUGUGCAGACAGCGACACAUCUGAGAUUUGCACCGGGGAUCAGUGAGCUGCAGCUUCACCAUGGUGUAUGGUCAGGUCCUUCACCAGCCUCAGGACUGCUUCAUUAACGUCAACGUCGGAGGCUUCAAACAGCGAAUGGACCAAACGGUUCUGAAACGGUUCCCUCAGACACGCCUCGGUCGUCUUCUGUGUUGCAGCUCCAAAGAAGCCAUCCUGGAACUUUGUGAUGACUUCAGUCCCUCUGACAUGGAGUACUACUUUGACCGUAGCCCCAGUUUUUUCUGUUAUGUUCUCAACUUUUAUCUCACAGGGAAAAUCCACCUGGUGGAUGGGCUGUGUGUAGUCUCAUUUUUCCAAGAGAUUGAGUAUUGGGGCAUCAAGGAGCGUCACCUGGACUUCUGCUGCAGCAACAAAUUCCAUGAGCUGAUGGAGCUUGCUGAUAAUCAGCACUGGGAUCAGAUGAGCGAUGAGAUGCAGCUCCACAGUUUGGGCUCUUCUGUUGAAGAGCUGUCGGUUUUGGAGGAUGACGCAGAAAUGUUUGAGGGCACCUGGUGUGCAAAUGUCCGCAGGAGUGUUUGGAUUCACCUCGAGAAUCCAGGUUUCUCAACUCCAGCCAAAGUGAUGGCUGUAGCAUCCCUCAGUGUGGUCAUCAUCUCCAUUGUAGCCAUGUGUGUGCACAGCAUGCCAGACUUCCAUCAGGUGGACCUCGAUGAAAAAGAGAUUGAAAAUCCAGUACUGACUUUCUUUGAGAACCUCUGUGUCCUCUUCUUCUCUGCUGAGUUUAUUCUUCGUUUGGUUGUUGCACCAUCAGCCAAGAAGUUCUUGAGCAGCCCUCUGAACAUUAUUGACUUAUUGUCAAUUCUGCCCUUCUAUGUCACUUUAGUCUGUGAUAUGAUGAAUGAGGAUGACAGCACAGACCUGGAGAAUGUUGGCAAAGUGGCACAGAUCUUGAGAUUGAUGCGAGUGUUUCGAAUUUUUAAGCUGGCUCGUCAUUCAGCCGGCCUUCGCUCUCUUGGUGCCACGCUGAGACACAGCUCUCGUGAAGUGGGGCUGCUGGUGCUUUUCUUGUCUGUGGGAAUUUCUAUGUUUUCUGCUCUCAUUUACUUUGUAGAGAAAGAAACCGAAGAGUCAGAGCUGCAGACCAUGCCUAUUGGCUGGUGGUGGGCCACCAUCAGCAUGACCACAGUAGGCUACGGGGACACAUUCCCAGUUACCUUAGCUGGGAAGCUGAUAGGAACUCUGUGCAUCAUCUGUGGACUGCUGAUUGUGGCUCUGCCCAUUACUAACAUCUUCAACAAGUUCUCUAAAUUCUAUCAGAAGCAAAGACACUUAGAUUUGAAGAGAAACAAAACUGAACCCUCUUCAGCUUGUGGUCAACAGGUUGACUGAUUGAUAUGGUUUUUCCAGGACCGAUACUAAAUAUUAGUAAUUAAAGAGACUCAUAACUCAUAGUUGGAACCGAAACAUAUUUGCAGUAAAACGUCUGCGUAGAAUCUCAUUCAUCCAGGUCCUAGUAAUCCUCUGAUCUGGAUGACUACAAGUGAGGCCACUUACUGUCAAUUGAAAUUCUUAGGAUUUGCAGUAAAAACUAAAAUCUUGGUGUCAACAUGUAAAAUACCUAAAACUCCAGUGCAAACCUUCACUAAAAUGUCUUUAUUUAUUCAUGUUCUACAUAUGUUUAAUUUAAACAGAGCUUUUUAACUUUUGUUCUGUAGCAUUAUUCAUGAAACUACUCAUGACAUCAAAUUGCGUUGUGGGCGGGACAGAGAGAGACAUCAGACAUCAAAUAGGACAUUUUAAAAAUAAUUGUUUUUAGCAGGAAUUGCUUUUAAAUAGAAUGAUACUAUUAAUCAGAAAACUGUUGAAUAUCUGCUCCAAUAAGCCAAGUCGACCCCGACUGUGUUCUUCAGAGUACCAGGACACAGCGCAAGAACUUUUAACCCCACAAACUCAUUCAUCAGUCACAUCCACUGGGAGGAUUAGCAGACACAUGGAGCUUUCAAGUGACGGUGAAUCAGGAUUGGGUUUGGUUCACCAUUUUCUAUGAGCAAGGUGAAAAAGUUAGCUGCCAAAUAAACUGCAUGAAAGUGACCUAAAUAAAUGAUUGGAAGUAAGUUUUGUCUUGUUUUUUUUUUUUUUAAAUUUUGAAUGAAUAAAAUACUCCUCUAUUCUAUAAAAUUAUAGAAAUUCACUAAAAAUAUUCAUCAUGAGACAUUAAUUCUAAAGCAUUUCACCAAUAACCAGCAGGGCAAAGAUACUCAAUGUGGUAUCACUGAGGACAUAGAAAACCAAGAUUUAGAAACUAUAAAUUUCUGCUAUUACGGCUUUAAAUAAUAAACAAAUCAGCUGCAUAGUAAAAUCCAUUUAAACAUAGAUCACAUUAGCCACUAUUUGCUGCUAAUCAUAGCAGACCAAGCAUGACAUUGUUGUGUUCUAUUGCUUCUAAUGAAAACGUUCCAUUUCUAAGGGGGAAAAUAUCUUUUAGGUAAUAAUUUCAACACAAAAAAAUUCAGCAAUUUAUUUCACCUAAUUACUCUGCCAAGGAACGUGCUGGUCUGUCUGUCUGUCUGUCUGUUAGCAACAUUACUCCAAAACGAAUGAACGGAUUUGGAUGAAAUUUUCAGGGAAGGUCAAAAAUGACACAAGGACCAAGUGAUUAGAUUUUGGCUAUGAUGUGGCUUAUAGUCUGGAUCUAUGGAUUUGUUUAAAAUUUCUGUGUCAUUGCGAGAUAGCAGCACAGCAUCACUGUAACUAUGACAACAAGUAUGUUAACCGCCUGCUAGCGAUCACAUGAUUGCAAAUCCACCACUGUGGUCCUGUCAGGACUUAUCCGUCAGAAAUGAUACAAGGAACAAUUGAUAAAAUUGUGGUCGUAUUUCCAAAAACACGAAUUGUUCAAAGAUUUCGUCCAUUGGAAAUCAUACGACUGAUCAGUCUUGGCGGAGUACUGUGCUCUCUGAUUGUUUGAUUGCUGCUGCCAACUCUAACAGUAUGCUGGACAUGACACAGCAUUAUGCAUUUGUUAGUGUCCUUAGUAUCAGCUAUACUGCACCAGUCACUCUCUGCUAUUGAUCUGUGUCUCUGUGGUAUUUUGUUUCAAAAUGCUUUUAAUUGCUUAAGUCAGUGAGAAGCCUCCUGCUGUGUGCAGGGUCAUCAGUGUAAUGAGCUUUUCAUCAAUGUGCCUGGGUCAAGAAUCAAUAAUCAUCCUUAGAAGGUGCUGAAUUCACAAUCCAUCCCACGAUACGUAUCGAUAGUCUUUAAACAGAGAAGAAUAAAGCUGACAAUAAACCUUC
This is a messenger RNA of Acanthochromis polyacanthus (spiny chromis), 3396 nucleotides long. Its product is annotated as potassium voltage-gated channel subfamily S member 3-like. The record is from RefSeq and is a predicted model, not a curated record. The coding region runs from base 164 to 1492 and encodes 442 amino acids. Gene Ontology annotation, biological process: potassium ion transmembrane transport; protein homooligomerization. Gene Ontology annotation, molecular function: protein binding; voltage-gated potassium channel activity. Gene Ontology annotation, cellular component: voltage-gated potassium channel complex; membrane. Lineage: Eukaryota; Metazoa; Chordata; Actinopteri; Pomacentridae. The transcript has a single exon.